CUCAUCCCCCAGCUACUGCCCCCCCAAGCCAUCUGCAUUCCCCGCCAUACAGCCCAGACCAAGGCUGUCCCACUGAUAGCGCACGCCAGAGACUAUCUGCACCGCCGUCCCGCCACUCGCCAUACCUCCGCGCCAUUCACUGCGAGCUGGAAGCGGGUCCUCCGCCUCUCCCGCUGCGCGCGUCGCUCCUCUCCGCGGCCUGAGCAUGGCGCCCGCUUUUCUCGCCGCUGGCGCGUCGCAGCUCGCGUGGCGCGGAGUUCCUCGCUCCGCGCACGGCGCAUGGCGGAGAACAGCGGCGGACGGCGCGGAGACGAGCGAGGGCCCACCUGGAAGCUGCCGGCAGGCAACGACUGGAAGCAGGUGGCGCGGGGACACGUGGCGGCUGAGGAGUGGGCGAGCAGCAGCGGGCAGAGGGAAUGGCGGCGGGAGAAUGGGAGGCAGGGGGCAGGCACGCGCAAGCCUGGAUGAGCUGGCGGGCGUGCUGCUGUUCUCCGCGUUCCCCUUCGCCGCCGUGAAGGCCAUCGCCAACAGCGGCGUGGGCAGGCGGCUGAGUGAGCGCCUGGAGGAGAGACUGCCGGAGCUGAGGAGGCAGGCGGAGAGGGACGAGGUGGAGAGGCAAAGGGCGAGGGAACAGAGCCCGUGGUACGGCGCUGCCCGCCCGCGCUGGCUGGACCCGGUGCCGUGGGCGUACCCGCCGUACCUGAACGGGCAGGUGGCGGGCGACUUUGGCUUCGACCCCGCCGGGCUCGCCAGGGAGCCGACUGCCUUCCAACGGCUGUACAACCUCGAAGUUGUGCACGCGCGGUGGGCGAUGCUGGGUGCCCUGGGCGUGGUGGUGCCGGAGCUGAUGCAGCGGUACAGCGGCACGGCCUUCCUGGAGGCGGUGUGGUGGCGCGUGGGGUACGCCAAGCUGCAGGGCGACGACCUGGACUACCUGGGCGUGCCGGGGUUGCACAUCGCGGGCGGGCAGGGCGUGGCCAUCAUUGCUGUGGCGCAGCUGCUGCUCAUGCUGGGCCCCGAGUACGCGCGGUACACGGGCAUCCGAGCCUUGGAGCCGCUGGGCAUCUUCCUGCCGGGCGACAUCAACCACCCGGGCGGCUGGCUCUUCGACCCGCUGGGGCUCGCCAACAAUGCUCAGCGCUUCGAGGACCUCAAGGUGCGGGAGAUCAAGAAUGGGCGGCUGGCAAUGAUGGCGUGGGUGGGGUUUGCCGCCCAGGCGGUGGUGACGAGGCAGGGGGUGCUGGACAACUGGGAUGCCUUCCUGGCGGAACCCCUGCGCACCAACGCCCUCGCCCUCGCUCUCGCCCUGCACUAGCUCUGCACCUCUGCAACCCUCCGCUGCGCAUGGGUUGGUGCCAGAUCACUGUGUCAAAUCAAAUAGUCGCAAGAUAAAAUUGUCUCAUGCCACCGAACCGACAGUGCGUGGCGAAGUGAUGAAGCUGUUGGCACAGAUAAGCUAAGCAUCGUGAUCCUCCGACAGGUGGUGCAUGUGUGCACAGAGAUGGCAUGGAAGCUAAAGUGUACAAAGAAUGCAAAAUCAAAAUACUUGCCUUAUACCGUGCUAAAUAUUUCGAAGCACCGCAUAGUUCUCAACUCAAGUUUUGUUAAGAUAGUCAACUUAUAUGUAUUUGUAUACGUUGUAGAUAUAGGCUAGAA
This is a messenger RNA of Closterium sp. NIES-67, 1656 nucleotides long. Lineage: Eukaryota; Viridiplantae; Streptophyta; Zygnematophyceae; Desmidiales; Closteriaceae. The record is from the annotation of a GenBank genome assembly.